CCUCGGCGAGCGGGAGGGCUCUUCUCACCAGCUCUCGGUGAAGGCAGCUGAUAGAGGAACCGCCUCCCCGCUCCGACACCGGCCGCGGCACUCUCUCCCCUUACAGCGGGGCCUUGCCCUUUCCCAAGAUGGCGGCGCGAGCUUCGCCCCGCUCCAAGAUGGCGGUGGGGAGGCCACGCCCCCUGGCGGUCGAGAGGGGCGGCGGGGCGGUGUCGCCCGGUGUCGCCGGUGUCCUUGCGGCGGGCGGCGGCCGGGCAGGCGCGGAGCCAUGCUGGCCUUCGUGGCGAGGGCUGUGCACGUUGUCAGGUGGAAGAGGAAACCGAGACAGGCCGAGGGAGAGGUUUACGAUCUUUUCUGUCCUCCCAGCCAUGGAUAGGAAGCAGAAGCAAGCAGAGAAGGCCAGGCCCUAUGGCCUGCUGAAGCCAACAGCUUUAGGCAAGAUCCCAGGCAGAUUCCAACUUCAUCAGGAAGCAUUGCCACAUCUCCCCGUGCCGCCACUCCAGCAAACACUGGACCGCUACCUGCUGGCUCUGCAGCCCAUCAUCAGCGAGGAGGAGCUGCACCACACGCAGGAGCUGGUGGCCGAGUUCCGCAAGCCGGGAGGUGUCGGGGAGAGGCUGCAGAAAGGCCUGGAGAGAAGAGCCAAGAAAACGGAGAACUGGCUCUCAGACUGGUGGCUGAAGACGGCUUACCUGGAGUAUCGCCUGCCAGUUGUGGUCCACUCCAGCCCAGGUGUGGUUUUACCAAAGCAGGAUUUUCUGGAUCGACAAGGUCAGCUCAGGUUUGCUGCCAGGCUGAUCGAGGGUAUCCUGGAUUUCAAGACCAUGAUUGACAAUGAGACCCUCCCAGUGGAGUACAUGGGCGGGAAGCCCCUCUGCAUGAACCAGUACUACCAGAUCCUCUCAUCCUGCCGCAUUCCUGGGCCCAAGCGGGACUCCAUUGUCAACUAUGCCAAAGGCAAAAAGCAGUCCAGACACAUCACAGUGGUUCACAACUUCCAGUUCUUUGAGCUGGAUGUUUACAACAGUGAUGGAAGUCCCCUUACCACUGACCAGCUCUUCAUUCAGCUGGAGAAGAUAUGGAACACCUCUCUCCAAACAAACAAAGAACCUAUUGGGAUCCUCACUACCAACCACCGAAACAGCUGGGCAAAAGCCUACAACAACCUUCUGAAAGAUAAGACCAACAAGGAAUCUGUGCGAACAAUUGAGAAAAGCAUUUGCACUGUCUGCCUCGAUGCGCCUAUGCCACGGGUGUCUGAGGACAUAUACAAGAGCCGUGUGGCUGCUCAGAUGCUGCAUGGUGGAGGCAGUCGCUGGAACAGCGGGAACCGAUGGUUUGACAAAACCCUUCAAUUCAUCAUUGCUGAAGAUGGCUCCUGUGGUCUUGUAUAUGAACACGCUCCCUCAGAGGGCCCACCCAUUGUUGCUCUUCUGGAUCACAUCGUGGAGUAUACGAAGAGACCUGAGCUGGUAAGAUCGCCCAUGAUUCCUCUGCCAAUGCCCAAAAAGCUGCGGUUUAACAUCACCCCAGAAAUCAAGAAUGACAUAGAGAAGGCAAAGCAGAACCUCAACAUAAUGGUUGAAGACCUGGAUGUCAAAGUCAUGGUCUUUCAUCAAUUUGGGAAAACCUUCCCCAAGUCAGAGAAGAUAAGUCCCGAUGCUUUUAUCCAGCUAGCCUUGCAGUUAUCAUAUUACAGGAUGUACGGCCAUGCCUGCGCCACAUAUGAGAGUGCAUCGCUAAGGAUGUUCCGCCUGGGCCGCACAGACACUAUCCGCUCCACUUCUGUGGACUCUCUUAAGUUUGUGCAAUCAAUGGACAGCCCUGACAAAUCGGACCAGGAGAAAGCAGACUUGCUGAGAAGAGCUACCCAGGCCCACAGGGAAUACACUGAUAUGGCAAUUAGGGGCAAUGCAAUAGACCGCCACCUCUUAGGCUUGAAGCUUCAAGCUAUUGAGGACCUAGUGAGCAUGCCUGAACUGUUCAUGGACACGGCCUAUGCUGUCGCAAUGCACUUCAAUCUCUCAACCAGCCAGGUCCCAGCAAAGACAGACUGCGUGAUGUGUUUUGGUCCCGUGGUUCCAGAUGGCUAUGGAAUCUGUUACAACCCUAUGGAUGAACACAUCAACUUUGCAAUUUCAGCCUUUAACAGCUGUGCCGACACAAAUGCAGCCCGCAUGGCACACUAUCUUGAGAAAGCACUGCUAGACAUGAGGAUCUUGCUCCAGUCCACUCCCAAAUCCAAACUGUAAGAGGCAAACGUGAUGCAAAACCCCCAACGAAAGGGACUAUCCCUCAUGCACUGAAGUUCCCAGUUCCUCGGAAAAUGAUUGAGAGGAUGGCUUCCCCUGACUGGAACCUAGGAGGGCAUCUACCACUUGUUUUCAGCACGAGAUUACAGAAUGGUCAUCUGCAGAUAUUAGACUCUGUGGCGAGAGGAAACAUUGUCUUAAGCCAAAGUACAACUGACUGGUCCUCUCCCAUCAACACAAAGUGCACCUUCCAGUCCUCAAAGAGGACUGAAAUAUGAUUUUUAUGGAAUUUCCUGUCAAGGAAUAUAGAAAGCACAGUCCUUACCAGUAUCUAAAUCCAUUUGGCGAGGAAGGUAGUUCUUCUCCAGGAAAAGCAGGGAAUGUUUAUUAUAUGAUGGAACUACUGUAAGACCAAGUCUUUUUGCUGUUUUUUCUGAAGAGCGCAACUUCUUUCAAACUUGACUGAAGAUUUUUCUGCUGCUCCAGCAAAAUGUCACCAUUGAACUUUGGCAAGGGGAGAAAGAAGUUCUUAAGUCAGAGCAGAUCCAGUCUUGUUAAGAGUGCGCUCUAACAAUUACAUGCUUUACAGGCCUGGAAAUGUUCCCUUCCCCUCGGAGGAUGCUGGGAUCUCCUUUCUGUUGCACUGACCCCAUUAACAACAGAAUAUCAUUUGCUACAAACAAAGGUGUUUUGUUGUUGUUCUGGGCUUUUUGUUAAGCUUGCUGUUGUGGUCCUAGCUGUGGAUCUUUAGGCUAAGCAUAAAGCUUUUUCCCCACAAAACUUCUAACAUCUGCAGAGAUGAGAAGGGAUUGCCUAUGCAUUUAGCAGGACACUUGCUUCCUCGUACCUUUCUUUGGCAUUGAGGAAAAGAAAAAGAUGCUGACUUUCUGUUUACUAGCCAGAAGGCCACAUGCCUAGUCUCCUUCAGGACACACAUGUUAACUCAAUCUGGGUUUAUACCUUGCUUUCAGAAACAACAGGCAUAAUGCAUUAUGAACAAAUCUAAGUUGUGGACAAAUAAGAAUGUUUCUGAUCACAAACUCCAGAACAUACCUCUGUUUCUGGCCCACAUAGUUCAAAUCUGUUAGAGCCAAAGGAAAAACAGCUGCAUAAUCACCCUUCUUACACACCCCUCUGCUUUAACAAGGUACAACAUCUUGAAAAGCUGGAAGAAAGCUGAGAACACACAGGCACUGUAGAUGUUUGUGUGCUGUGGCAGCCAUUGUUCCUGAAGUAACAGUACAGCACCUUUUCUUACUGCAAUGUUAUUCAGAUUUGUGCCAGCUCUGUUCUGUGGGAGAAUGAUCUCAUAGUGUUUUCAUGUUCAGUUGACAAACUUGAGACAGUAAAAGAUUAUAUAUAAAACAUUAACAUACAAUUGUAGCAUAGGAAUUUUUGUAAGCAGAAUUCCAAGCUCCUGACUAUACUUUUAUUUAGUAAAACCAUAUGGUAAUGAAGAAUUCUAGUGCUAUUUCUGCAACAGGAAUUUAAUAUUUAAAUUGCACACCCUUCAAGAUGUGGCUGCUGGGACAUCACCAUAAACAAGAAGCAUUAGGAUGGCCUGUUUUAACAGGGAAAUAUUUGAUCAUAAUUGCUACUUUUCUGAUCAUAGAAGAGCAAGGGACAUGAUCAAAGUGCCUUGGUGAACAUCUAUGAAGAAAUUUGCACUAAGCCUGUUUAAAGUAAAAGAAAAAAAUCUUUCUGAUUUUUGAAAGACACAAGCCAACACUACUGCAUUUUUUCCUAAAAGGAUGUUAUUUCAAGACUUCUGUCUUAUACCUAAAUAAACCUUAAAAAGGAAAAUUUAACUGACUCACCUGCACAGCCAGUGAUUGUAUAAACUGCCACUUUCACAUCAUCUACAUGGAUUUAGUUGAUCUUUUAGAAGAAUCCUGAAUGGAGUGAGAUAGUCUAAAAAAAUAACCAACAGGAGCACUGCAAACCUGCGAGCACACAUCCCUGCUCUGUUGACUCUUCUGUAUGAAUUAGACUGAAAACUGCACGAGGAUACUCAGUAUUAUCAAAGCAUAAGCGAUUGUGUAAAUACUACAUAAAAGACCAAACCUCGCUGGAAUAACAUCUGGGUUUAUGGAGCUUUUUACAUUGAAAAAAUAUUCCUUUUGCGAAAGUAAUCCUCCCCCUGUACUGAAUCAACCUCUGUUGCUAGGGGAUGAGUUAAUGUUCCCUGUCUGCAAUGCCUUCAACCACUGAUGCUACAGUAUUGCCGCUUAAGUAUUUGAGACUGGCCAUUUUCUACUUCUGACUCAAAGGGUAAGGCUCUCACAGGAAAGUGCCUAUUAAAGAUUAAGCAGAAGUACGUGCUGCUGUGACUGUAUCUCAGAAGAUGGGAUUGAUCUAGUCUGGAUCUAAAUCUGGAUAUCCCACUAGCUUCAGCAGAGUACAGCUGCAAGAAGCAAGACUAUCCUACUGAAAGAGAUACAAGAUUCAUAAACCACUUAAUGUAUCCUUAAUGAAAUAUGGAGCUGAAAUUCAGAUGAAUUAAGCUGAUUUUUGAAGUGCUUGAAAGGACACUAAAAUAAUUACAAGUUUUUUCCUUUAGUCUUUUCUUAUUGUACAAGUUCCAAAAUGUGAUGUCCUCCUGAUUCAUACAUUCUUGAUUUUUUCAGUGUCAACUUACUAAAUACUAUUCUCCUCCCUGUUUCUGACUGUCUGAUUGUUUUAUCAGGAGAUGUCCAUUGUCUUAAAGGCACAUUAAGUACAAGAAACUUAAGUUCCAGAAAAACUACUGAUUUGGAACAAAUAAUUUAAGAAAUUCAUAGACUGAAAAUAUUCAGAUAACUCUUGGGGUAUGAGUGCAAUUUAUGACACAGCCUGGUAGUGUUGCAUGCUUUGCUGGUUAGCUGUGUUAAAUACUGUUUCAGUAGUGUAAUCCAUGUCAUGCAAAGUUUUGAAAUGUUCUUUGAAUAAAAUGAAACAUAAUAAACAGCUAAGUGCUACAAAAAA
Molecule: messenger RNA, 5216 nt
Organism: Grus americana (Whooping crane)
Lineage: Eukaryota; Metazoa; Chordata; Aves; Gruiformes; Gruidae
Gene: CRAT
Product: carnitine O-acetyltransferase
Biological process (GO): carnitine metabolic process, CoA-linked
Cellular component (GO): peroxisome
Molecular function (GO): carnitine O-acetyltransferase activity
Source: RefSeq, a predicted model, not a curated record